GUGCUGUCUGCUAACUGUGUGUUAAUCAGCACGUCGGGCCUGAUUAACCACAACAUGCAAGGAGCCGAAAUGGAUUCCUGCUGUUGAGCUAUCUUACUGUAAACAUUACAUAUAUCGGAUUUGUCGGGUUUCAUUGAAGUUAGCGACAUUUGCUGUUUAGUUUUGCCUCUUCUGAACCAACUUAUAGCUACGUAGCUGGAUCUGCUGUAAAUACCACAAAAAUCCUAGGCAGUUACUGUAUGUUCGCGCUCAAACCCGUGAACACUAUACCUUACAGAAAUGAUGGAAGAUUCUCAUUUUAAUUCAUCAUAUUUCUGGUCUCCCGUCCCCACUGUGCCAGGACAGAUUGAAAAUGCCAUGUUCCUGAACAAGGUGAAAGAGCAACAAGAAAAGAAUGCUUCCUUCGCUCCUUCCUCUGCAUCCCACUACCAAACAGCUCUUCUCACCAUCCCCACUCCUGGGGCCAAGACAGAUGGAGGCGGCCAGGCUGGGAAUGCGACACACCUCCACCCUCCUCACAGCACCCAGAACAUCACGGUGCUGCCUGUCCCCUCCACAGGCAUCAUGACAGCAGCGGGUCUGGUCAUCACGACUCCUCAGGGAACGCUGGUCUCUCCCACCUCCUCUCAGUCGUUUGUCUCUGGUCAUCCAGCAACAACUAUGAUUGUCUCAGCACUCCAUUCUCCAGACAAAAAGGAAGGGGAUGGGACAUCCCAUGUUGUUGUGAUGCCGGCGCCCUCAAAACGAGGCAGAAAGAAGAAGACAACAGUGCCCAGGGUUGGUCCUGUGGGUGGACCAGGAAAUGAAACGCUGAUACUGGCUCAUCUCACAUCUGGCGGCCAGGUGACAUCUUUGCAGCAUCACGGUGGAGACCCAUAUGACCUGUCUAAUGAGGAUGAAGACCGUGGCCCAAAAGAUAGCACUAAGACAUACAGGUGCCGGAUGUGUGCGGCGACCUUCUUCAGUAAGUCUGAUAUGCAGAUCCACUCCAAGUCGCACACAGAGGCCAAACCUCACAAGUGUCCUCACUGCGCCAAGUCAUUCGCCAACUCCAGCUACCUGGCCCAGCACAUCCGCAUCCACAGCGGGGCCAAGCCUUACACCUGCUCCUACUGCCAGAAAUCUUUCAGGCAGCUCAGUCAUUUACAGCAGCACACACGGAAUCACACAGAGUCAAAGCCUCACAAGUGUCCCCAUUGUACCAAGUCAUUUGCCAACUCUAGCUACCUGGCCCAACAUGUCCGCAUCCACACCGGAGUGAAACCCUACACCUGCUCCUACUGCCAAAAGUGCUUCAGACAGCUCAGUCACCUUCAGCAACACAACAGGAUUCACACUGGAGAUCGGCCAUACAAGUGCUCCCAUCCAGGCUGUGAGAAAUCCUUCACGCAACUCUCAAAUUUACAGUCCCACCGGCGUCAACACAACAAGGACAAGCCCUACAAGUGCACCAACUGCAAUAAAGGAUACAUAGAUGCAGCAAGCCUGGAGGUGCACAUGUCCACACACACUGUCAAACACGCCAGGAUCUACUCCUGUGGUCUCUGCAACCGCACUUAUACCUCAGAGACGUAUCUGGUGAAACACAUGGAGAAACACAACCCAGACCAGUUGACUGCACCAGCAGUGGUGGCACAGACGACACAACAGAACCAGAACCAAAGCCAGGCCCAGGGCCAGGCUGGAGCUCAGGGCCGGGUAGAGAGUGCAGAUGGAGGAUCGAGCCGCCCUGGGGGAGCUGGGAGCGGAAGAGCGGGCGGAGGCCAGCAGGGACAGAGCCAGAGCAACUACCCCCAGACAGAAAACAUCCCAUGUCCAUUUGACCUGCACCAGUAUAAGACGGUGUCUGCCAGUGACAUCCAGUACAAACCAGUCAGUGUGGCUGACAUUACUUCCCACAAGGACCUCUGUCUCACUGUGUCAGCAUCCACCAUUCAAGUGGAGCACCUCAACCCUUAGAGGUGAUGAAAGAGGGUGUGUGGGGGGGUGGGGAAAUUAGAAUUAAUUCAAGAAUACAAGAAAUGGAGGAUGGAGAGUCAAAGGAAAAAAGCAAUACUAAGAUGAAACAAGAACUUUGAACAUCUGACUGUGCCUGAACAAUGGUUUGAGGCAGGCAGGACAAAUGAUAUGGUGACACAAUUUACUGAAGGCUAUCAUUUUGUUUUAUUUUUUCAUUUGUCUCUUAUUUUCUUUCUGCCUUGCUUGAUUUGUUUUCCUUUUGCCUAGCUGUCCUGUCUUAGUAGAAAGUGCAUGUAAAGGCUGCAAUAAAAUAUGUAACAGUCCAUCACAGUGAUGGUUUUAAAAUAGGAAGAGAGUCAAAGAAACAGUGCUUCUGUUGUUUAUCACCUCCUGCUCUUCCCUACAAAUACAGCUUUGGCCAUAGCAAUUUAUGGUCUCUCUGUUGACAAAAUUGGUGGGUAACUGAAGGUAAAUUUUUAUACUUUAAUACAGAGACUUUCAGUUUUUACUCAGUGUUAUUACCUUUACUAUGUUGUAAAAUAUAUUACUGCAGUUAAUUCUUUUUGACCUUAAAAGGGAUGUAGAGGUUAUUUCUUUUUCAGGAAAGAAAAAAUAUCAAUCAAGUAUAUAUAGAUAUAUACUACCAGUUUAUAAAUAAUGAUUGUGUGUUUAAAGGAUGUGGUAAUCCAUAUAACCUAUUUAGACCCAUUCACAGGCCUUCUCAUGACCUUCGGGCGAGUGAUGUGCCAGUUCAUGUUUCAUGUAAUCCUAUUGUACUGCUUUGCGUGUAUGUCCUAAGAGUAAUGUUAUCCAAAUGUGUACUUGCUAUUAUACUUCCACAAUAACAUUUACAAUACUUCUUUAUAGACAUACUUACACAUCUGAAAUGUGUGUUUCUUUCUGCUUAUAAUACAAUAAAUCCUGUGAAAUUUU
Seriola aureovittata is the source of this 2892-nucleotide messenger RNA. RefSeq names its product zinc finger protein 384 b (gene znf384b). Gene Ontology annotation, biological process: regulation of transcription by RNA polymerase II. The record is from RefSeq and is a predicted model, not a curated record. The transcript is spliced from 11 exons. Bases 280 to 1959 code for a protein of 559 amino acids. Gene Ontology annotation, molecular function: RNA polymerase II cis-regulatory region sequence-specific DNA binding; DNA-binding transcription factor activity, RNA polymerase II-specific. Gene Ontology annotation, cellular component: nucleus. Lineage: Eukaryota; Metazoa; Chordata; Actinopteri; Carangiformes; Carangidae.